GCUUCUCCGCGUAGGCUCCGGCCUCUGCCAGCCCGAGUUGCAGGAUGUCGAUAACAGACUUGCUCAGCGCGGAGGACAUCAAGAAGGCAAUAGGAGCCUUUACUGCUGCCGAGUCCUUCGACCACAAAAAGUUCUUCCAGAUGAUCGGCCUGAAGAAAAAGAGCCCAGAUGAUGUGAAGAAGGUCUUCCAUAUCCUGGACAAGGACAAAAGUGGCUUCAUCGAGGAGGAUGAGCUAGGGUUCAUCCUAAAGGGCUUUGCCCCAGAUGCCAGAGAUCUGUCUGUUAAAGAAACCAAGACGCUGUUGGCUGCUGGAGACAAGGAUGGGGAUGGCAAGAUUGGGGUUGAAGAGUUCUCCACUCUGGUGGCUGAGAGCUAAGAGGCGCUGACUGCCCUGGAUCUCCCACCUCUCCACCCUCAACACCCCGGUCUCAGCCCCUCUUGCAGCCCUCCUGAGUUUCUGUUCAGUUUGUUUAUGUUAUUUUUUACUCCCCACGUCCCUUGCGGCCCUCAAAUGACACCAUUCUUCUGGAAAAUGCUGGAGAAACAAUAAAAGGCUGUACCAAUCGGA
Molecule: messenger RNA, 569 nt
Organism: Jaculus jaculus (lesser Egyptian jerboa)
Lineage: Eukaryota; Metazoa; Chordata; Mammalia; Rodentia; Dipodidae
Gene: Pvalb
Product: parvalbumin
Exons: 5
Coding region: 45-377 (110 amino acids)
Cellular component (GO): nucleus; cytoplasm
Molecular function (GO): calcium ion binding
Source: RefSeq, a predicted model, not a curated record